Molecule: messenger RNA, 3192 nt
Organism: Leptosia nina
Lineage: Eukaryota; Metazoa; Arthropoda; Insecta; Lepidoptera; Pieridae
Source: the annotation of a GenBank genome assembly
AUGAGUCACAAAAGUCCAGAGGAGUUCUCCGUAAUUACAGAACAACUGUGUAAUCAUUUACAAAAUAAGGAUCAAAAUACAGGAAGAAUUAACUUUAUAAUUGAUGAACUCAACGCAAAAUUGUAUAAAACGCAACUUUCUAUUAGAUUAAACGAUGCAGCCCUUCUACUAAGUACACUAUGCACCCAUAUAAAACCCAGUGACGAAGCUCUAUCAGCUAAAGCAUCACAUUUAAUUAACAAUAUUACAACAAAACAAAUAAUUCCUCUUAGUAAUGAAUAUAUAUGUCAAGUGCUGUUGUGGCACAUUGAUUAUAUGAAACGAGGUUCCGACAUGAUUUUACCAGAUAUCUUACAUAAUAUGCAGUGCAUUUUACAAUCUAAUACACAAAAUGGACAGAAGUUUAUCAAUGAGUUAAUUGGAAAACAUGGAGUGCUAUUAAAGUAUAUAGACACGGAAAAUGGUCACACAACUUCACAAAACUCCCUGCAAACUUCUCUUGUAGUACUGAAAAGUAUUGUGUGCUUGCUACCAACGGCAGAUGAGCAAAAUUACCAGAAUAAUUUGACAAUAGAAAUACAGGAAAAUGUGACAAAACUUGUUGUAAAGUAUUUAAUGAAAAGUUCUUUAAAAGCUCAAGAUGAAUUUUUAUACUGUAAGGUUGUAAUUGCAGCGUUAAGAGUACUGUCACACAUCUAUUUCAACUGCUCUAGCAUUGAAGUUCCAUUGCCAGAAUUAAUGGGUAUUUGUCAAUAUUUCAUACUCUAUGGCUUGGUUAAACAGAACAAUAAGCUUGACAAAAUUAUGCCCUCACAACAGACUGUUGCAGCAACUCCUGUGAAGCCUAGUGUGAGAGGAGGCAUGAAACAAAAAGUGCGAAAGCAUCGUAAUAGCGCCAUUGAAACGUUAAAGAAAGAGAUUCCGGUCUCCGAUAAGAGCUUGAUGAGGGAGGUCGAUAAUUUUGAAAAUAACUCCGCGUACAAACCAGCAAGUAAGAAUUAUUUGGAACCCGCGAAAUCUAAGACAUAUUGGGCGCUAACUAGUGAUUCAGAUAUGUCCGAUAUGGAGAAUAGUCGUGAAGCAAAACUAGUCGCGUUGAAGUCUAGAGUGAGGCAAAGCGCUUCGAAUCUAUUUCUUGUUCUGUUUAAGAUAAAGGACAAGAGAGAAAUAUUUGGUUUCUGGUGGGCACUGUUUCCAGAUAGCCCAGAUGCAAACAAUUGGUUGAGUGAAGGUAAUGCGAAAAAGACCCUAGCCUAUUGCGCCAUUACAGAUCCUAUAGCCAGCUGCCGAGCAAAUGCACUCAGUGUCACAUUAGCUUUAUUAUCUGGAUCUAAAAUGUAUUUAGGUCAGGCCGAAGUCAGCAAGAAAUCAAAUACGUCAUUCAUACCGUUUUCAGUGUCUCUCGGUUAUAUGAUUACGUGUAUGCAUAAAGUUUUAGUCGAUAUUUUGGACAGCGAGAGAAGUAAGGCUGUGCUGCUAGUCGCACUGAAAUGUUGCUCCGCCCUAGUUCAAGCCACCCCUUACCAUAAAAUGCAAGAAGGAUUGAUUUCUGAUUUAGUUAGAUCUACAAGGAAAUUUCUGGUUCAUAGAAAUGUAACCCUACAAGUAGGUGCCCUUAUAACAAUGGGAUGCGUUCUGUCGAUAGACCCAAAAGUCAAUGAAGUACUUAAAGCUAUACAAAAGGAUACAACGGUAUCAAAAUGUACUACGGACUCAGAUAAAGAAAACAAAUCCUGCAACGAAGGCUGUGAUGACUUUGAAGAAGGUUAUUCUGAUGAUGAAAUGUUCUCCGUGGAAUCCGUCGAUAGGAAUGAUGAUGUGCCCUAUUUUAGUACAUGGAUACUGGACGUAUGUUUCAAAAAUAUCGGAUGGAUGUUCCGAGGACAGGAGAAAAUUAUAUGCCAGUCAUCAGUGAUACCAGUAAAGCAGGAAUCGUUACAAGUGCUAUCAGCUAUCGCCUUUCAUCAUUUGGGAGAAGUGCUGAAGCCACACUUAGUACUUCUGGCAGAUAUACUCGUCGAAGUUUUGCAGCACGAACACCAAGACGUCGUGUUUCAGGCUGUAAGACUCAUCAGUAUAAUUGGAGAUUCAAUACAGAAAUUGGAACAACGAGAUGAGGCGCCACCUUUAGCUCAAUGCGUGUACUUCUGGGAGAAACUGUUAACGCCCCUCUCUAGUGUUUUACAAUCUCAAGAUAAUUCACCAGUCAAAGUCAUAGUAUGCGAUUGUAUAGCAAAUGUUGGUGAAAAGUCUUUCAAGGAAUUGCCAACUCGGACACAAGUCCUUUGCUGCGCGUUGCUAGUCGGUUCCUGUAGUGACGAGGAACCAAGCGUAAGGGCCGCCGCUGUUAGGGCCCUUGCUAUGGCGGUCAUGUAUCGCACGCUUAGAGAGGACAUCUGCUUUGUCAGUGAUUGCGGUGAAAAUAUCCUCAGAGCAUUAGCUGAACCAACACUUGUUGUGAGGUUAAAAGCAGCCUGGGCCCUAGCUAACCUUAGCGAUGCUUUAGUCCUUAAUGUAGAUGACCAGGAAAUGGAGAGGAUAGACGAUGACCUGCUACUACGGCUGCUGGAGGUCAGCGUGCGCUGCGCUAACGACAACGAUAAGAUAAAAAUGAACGCGACAAGAGCCCUAGGUAAUAUGCUAAGGUUGAUCCGUGAGGAAGAUCUCCAACGGUCGCAAUUGAAACCUUUGUGCGAAGCGGCAAUGUCCAAGUUGUUGGAGUGCGCUUGCAAAGUCAGCAAUAUGAAGGUUCGGUGGAACGCGUGUUAUGCCCUGGGGAAUGCUAUGAAGAAUGAGACCUUGUUCGCCUGCUUUAAGGGUUGGCAGAGCCAAGUAUUUUUAAGUCUGUGCAUUCUGUCGCAAGACUGUAAGAAUCUCAAAGUGCGUAUAAAUGCAGCGGUCGCCUUGCGCGCGCCGACUGCGCGUGCGCAGUACGACGAACACUUUUCGCUGAUCUGGCGGGGAGUUAUGGAGGCUAUGCAGAACGCAGCGAAUGUGGAUGACUUUUCAGAGUACAGACAUAAGGACAAUUUGAUUGAACAGUUAUGCGUGACACUAGCGCACAUGUGCUGUCUACUGAAACAAUCUGACCUCACAGACAUUCUGGACCCUCUGGUAUUCCACUUUGACUGUGCCAAGUCUCUGUACGCCCAGCUGUACCAGAAACUCCCCCCGAGAACGCAUCUUGUAUGA